Cokeromyces recurvatus is the source of this 737-nucleotide messenger RNA. RefSeq names its product tyrosine phosphatase family-domain-containing protein. Bases 109 to 705 code for a protein of 198 amino acids. The record is from RefSeq and is a predicted model, not a curated record. Gene Ontology annotation, molecular function: phosphatase activity. The transcript is spliced from 5 exons. Lineage: Eukaryota; Fungi; Mucoromycota; Mucoromycetes; Mucorales; Mucoraceae.
CAUAAAUACAUGCGCUAAAAGAGCGACACAUUAUUAAAAAUAUUUUUUUAUUAUUUUUUAUUUUUAUUCAUUUAUUUUAUUUUAUUUUUUUCAUUACUUACAUUUAUAAUGGGGACAGACAAUAUUAGUUUAUUAUGUCCACCUGAACAAUUUGGUAUAGUUGAACCUGGAAUAUAUCGCUCAGAUAUGUUACAACAAUCUCAUUUUACAUUUUUAAAGCAGUUUGGCUUCAAAACGCUUGUUAUGCUUAGUCCCGAAUUACCUAAUAGAGUUACAACAAAUUUCAUUGAAGAGGGAAACAUCAAACUUGUUCAUGUAGGCAUGGCCACUUGGAAACCAACUCAACCAUCAACAUGGAGACCUGUGUCAGAGGAAUUGAUCAAAGAAGGAUUAGAACUUAUUCUUGAUGUUGAUACACAUCCUAUUUUGAUCAUGUGCACUUCGGGUAUACAUGAAACUGGCACAUUAGUGGGUUGUUUAAGGAAACUAGAAGGAUGGAAUUUUAGCUCUAUUGUGACAGAGUAUCGAGCUUAUGCGGGCACAAAGGCAAGAUAUGUUAAUGAGCAAUUCAUAGAAUUAUUUGAUUUAGAUCUUGUUACUUUACCACUACACUUACCGUCUUGGUUUAUUGAUCAACAAAAAAUGCUUGCUGAAGAAGAAGAGGAAGAAGCUCUACGGUUAGGGAUUAAAAAAAUAAAACAAUAAAACAAAAUAUAUAAUAUAUGCAUAACAAAUGA